Pimephales promelas (fathead minnow) is the source of this 3520-nucleotide messenger RNA. The record is from RefSeq and is a predicted model, not a curated record. NCBI's taxonomy places the organism in Eukaryota, Metazoa, Chordata, Actinopteri, Cypriniformes, Leuciscidae.
UGGAGACUAGGCAGGCGGCUCGUCGUUGUAUUUGCAAAGGGAAGGGAAAGGGUUUCUGAUCAACGCCACCAGGGCUGGGGGCGCAACAGCGCAGUGGCAAGGCAUCUGUAAGACACAGGAAAGAGGAAACCACCUUCGUCUGCAUUAUUUUAUCUUUAAUUAUUUUACAAUGCAUAAUAAACUGAAAUCAGGAUCUAAAUGAAACAAUAAAACCGAAUUUAAAGUUUAAAUCAAUGGUACAGGAGGGUAUUAUGUCCAGGACGCCUUCCACCUCAACCCAGGAAAUCCAGAUGGACAUGUUCGACCACCACGGCUCUCACGCUCAGGGGAAGUGUGCAAAGAGGAAGAGCCGUUUCAAACGCUCAGAUGGCAGCACCUCCUCAGACACAACCUCCAACAGCUUCGUCCGACAGGGCUCAGCAGACUCCUACACCAGUCGUCCUUCAGACUCUGACGUGUCUUUGGAGGAGGACCCUGAGGCUCUCAGGAAAGAAGCCGAUAGACAAGCUCUUGCCACCCUAGAGAAGGCUAAGACAAAGCCUGUAGCGUUUGCGGUGAGGACUAAUGUUGGCUAUAACCCAGGCCCGAAUGAUGAUGUGCCGGUUCAGGGUAUGGCCAUCUCUUUCGAACCCAAAGACUUCCUGCACAUCAAAGAGAAGUAUAAUAAUGACUGGUGGAUCGGACGUUUGGUGAAGGAAGGAUGUGAGGUGGGGUUUAUCCCCAGUCCAGUGAAGCUUGAGAGCACCCGUCAAUUACAAGAACAGAGAAUGAGACAAAACCGCCUUAGCUCCAGUAAGUCCGGUGGAAGCUCUAGUCUGGAUGUUACCACAGGUGCCCGGAGGCCCACUCCACCUGGAACAGGUGGGCCUGCCAAACAGAAACAGAAAUCGAUGGAACAUGUUCCUCCUUAUGAUGUGGUGCCUUCCAUGAGACCCAUUAUUUUGGUGGGACCAUCCCUUAAAGGCUAUGAGGUGACUGAUAUGAUGCAGAAAGCACUCUUUGAUUUUCUAAAACACAAAUUUGAAGGCAGAAUAUCUAUCACCAGGGUGACAGCAGACAUCUCACUCGCCAAACGUUCCGUCCUAAACAACCCCAGCAAACACACGAUCAUCGAGCGCUCUAGCACCAGAUCCAGUCUGGACGUACUGGCUGAGGUACAAAGUGAAAUCGAGAGAAUCUUUGAGCUGGCUCGGACGCUCCAGUUAGUGGCUCUGGAUGCUGACACAAUCAACCAUCCAUCUCAGUUGGCCAAGACAUCACUGGCACCUAUUAUAGUCUACAUCAAGAUCGCCUCUCCAAAGGUGUUGCAGAGGCUGAUAAAGUCCAGGGGUAAAUCUCAGGCCAAACAUCUCAACGUCCAAAUGGUGGCAGCUGAUAAACUUGCUCAGUGUCCUCCUGAGCUUUUUGACAUAAUAUUAGAUGAGAAUCAGCUGGAGGAUGCGUGUGAACACCUGGCUGAAUACCUGGAGGCCUACUGGAAGGCUACACACCCUCCGAGCAGCAACCCACCCAACCCUCUGCUCAAUCGCACCAUGGCCACAGCCGCCCUGGCAGCUUCGCCCGAACCCGUCUCCAACCUGCAGGGGCCAUUCCUGGUGCAUGGAGAACAGAAGAGGGAAGGGCCUGAACACGCCAGUCUCCAAGACUACCAGAGUGACCUGGGUGGGAAGCAGCCACUGCGCUCUUCACGCAGCCAGUUGCAAACAGGAGGGCGAGGUCUGUCACGGCAGGACACGUUCGAUUCCGAGACCCAGGGCAGCCGGGAUUCCGCUUACACCGACGACAUGGAGACCGAUCCGUACGAGGAGCCGGACCCGUGUCGCUCGUACCGCCUGAACCCUGCCCACCACGCUCCUCGCCAGGCCUCCUGGGAGGACGAAGGGGCGGAGCCUGACCAGGAGAACCUCAACAUGGUCCCACCACCAGCCAAUCAGCACCAGCGUGGACGAGGCAAGCUGAGGGAGCGCUACUGUCAGGACGCAGAGAGCGGCGGGGCGACCACGGGCCGUAACCAUAGCCAGGAGGAGUGGAGCAGAGAUGUGUACAUUCGCUAGAGCAGGUUUACUCGAGAGGAGUUGUUUAGAACGACACUAAGUAGAAUCACUAUAGUUGGAUCUGUUUACAACCCAGAGAAACACACUAUCAUUGACAAACGCUGUACAGCUAACACUCACGACAUUCGCAUUACGCUAACAAGGCUCUCGGUCAUUUAGUUUCAACCUGUUUUUGAGGAGGAAGAAGCUUUCUUUCUUCACUCUGUUUUACUUUUGUAUAGUACUGCAUGACUUUCCUUGCUGAGCAUUAAACACGAUUCACAAUGUAUAACCAAAAUCUUGCAAGAGUAAGGGUGCGUAUGUGUGCGUGUGCAUCCUCUGUAGUCUUAAACAAGGUCUUUCUGAUACACGAAAGUCUUGGGAGUGACCCACCAGUUUGAUUUCCCAGACUACACUACUGCAGAGCGUGUUUUUGCGUCAUAUUUUAUUCUAUUUAUUUUAUUUAUUGAGACUCAAAUGCAGUCUUUAGCCUGCUAAAACCUUUACAGAGCUCCGCCGCUGCUGCGUACUCCUCCAAUCCAGAAGGGGUGCUGUGGUGCUCACAUGUUAUAGUUCAAUAGGGCUAACAAGUGUAUCAAGACGUUAAUCCAGAUCAGCUAGUGUUUAUAAGCAUCUAAUAUGCAAAUAUAAAUAAGACACACAUUUUCAAACUAUAACCCCAAUACGUUUGAGACCAUUAACACGAAUUGCUUUGUGUCGAUUGUAACCGGCUCUGUCUCGUCUUCUGUGCCUGCUCAAGGGCUUUUAGCGUUUGUGCCGCCACUGUAACACUGACAUUGGAAACAUGUUCUGCCUUAUUCACUCGUCAGUCACACACAGGCCAACCAAUCACAAGUGCCGUAAUCUUUCAUCAGGCCACUCCCACCGUAAACACGGUGGGUUGUCUUAACUCAGUGCAACACAUGGACAGUUGUUGUUAUUGUUGUCAUAUAGUCUACACUAAUAUUUUACCUUGUUUAAAAAAGCGAUAUGUUUGCACUGCUAGUCAUUUUAAGAUUAAACAAAGUGUUUGUUGCAUGACAGUUUAAGGAAUCACUUCACAGUCCGAGAAGCUGGAACACAGUUACUAUUGCAAACUCAACACUGGCAUACACAGAUACACACAUCCUACUGCCAAACUCAUGCUAAUGCUACUGCUUUUUGUGUUCUGUGUGUGUGAGUGUGAGUGUGUAUGUGAGUGAAAUGGAAGAAAAUCUGGAGUCUUUACUAUUUUAUUUAACCAGAGCAUUGGUGAAUGUCUAUGAGCCUCUUUUUACCCUCAACUAUGUUUUAAAAGAUCAUCAUGAUGAAAUUUGCUAAAUAUACAAGUAGAUAGCUUACUAAAUAAUGUUAUUGUUGCAUUAUCGCAAUUGUUUCAAAGGAAAACAGACGUAUACUUUGGUGCGUGAUUGUAGCUCCAUUUUACUUUUUUGUUUUUAAUCUGUGGAUAAAUUCAUAUUUUAAAUAAAAAUUUAAUCUGGAUGAAC